UGUCGCGUGUCAGAGCACAGAUCGCUUAUACGCCGCGGUUAACCACUUUGGAUAUAUCCCAACACAAAGGAUUACAGCUUUAACUCUUUGUUUUAGGCCCCAAGCUAAAAAACCAACUGCAUUCAAGAUGAUGAUGCUACAUCCCACACCAGACCAGCGCGUCAGCAUACGCGAGGAGUUGCGCGAACCUGAGGAUCCUGCAGAUAUUGAGCGCGACAUUAAGCUGAUACGCGAAUGGCUAGAGACGCAGCCACACUUGCCCAAGGACAUGGAUGAUAUGCGUUUGACGACCUUUUUGCGCGGCUGCAAGUUCAGUCUAGAGAAGGUGAAGAAGAAGCUGGACAUGUACUAUACCAUGCGAAAUGCUGUGCCCGAAUUUUUUUCCAAUCGUGAUAUUAAUCGUGAGGAGCUGAACAUAGUGCUGGAUUAUGUGCACUGUCCCACACUGCCUGGCAUUACGCCCAAUGGACGUCGCAUUACCUUUAUACGCGGCAUUGACUGUGAUUUUCAGCCCCAUCAUAUACUCGACGCCAUGAAGGUGGCCCUCAUGAUUGGAGAUGUACGUCUGGCCGAGGAGAGCGUUGGCAUUGCGGGUGACAUUUUCAUUUUGGAUGCGUCGGUGGCCUCAGCCUCACAUUUUGCCAAAUUCUCGCCGACGGUAGUCAAAAAGUUUCUGAUUGCCGUACAGGAGGCCUAUCCGGUUAAGGUUAAAGAGGUGCAUGUCAUCAACAUUUCGCCGCUGGUCGACACCAUCUUCAACUUUGUGAAGCCGUUCGUCAAGGAGAAGAUACGCAGUCGCAUCACCUUCCACAACGAUGUGGAGAGCCUCUACAAGGUGGUGCCUCGUGAGCUGCUGCCAAACGAAUAUGGCGGCAAGGCAGGUAACAUUGUCGAGCUGAAUCAAUGGUGGAAGCAGAAGCUGGCCGACAACACCAAAUGGUUCAAGGAGCAGGAGGACAAGAAGGCCAACGAAUCAUUGCGUCCGGGCGCACCAAAGACCAGUGAUGAUCUCUUCGGCAUGGAGGGCACCUUCAGGCAGCUAAACAUCGAUUAGGCUGCCAGCGGCAUACGCAGAGAUUAUCCAUCCAUUUUUUCCCCAUAUGCGUUUUUUAUCCAUUUUGCAUAAACUUACUUAUAUAUAUUGUAUUAUAAUACCUUCCUUUUUCCAAUUCCACAUUCAUUCGCGCAUUGCAAAUAUUCGUUAGCUUUUUACGCUUCAUUUCUGCUCUGUCUCAUACGUAAA
This is a messenger RNA of Scaptodrosophila lebanonensis, 1243 nucleotides long. Its product is annotated as alpha-tocopherol transfer protein-like. Gene Ontology annotation, cellular component: membrane. Gene Ontology annotation, molecular function: phosphatidylinositol bisphosphate binding. Lineage: Eukaryota; Metazoa; Arthropoda; Insecta; Diptera; Drosophilidae. The transcript has 3 exons. Bases 128 to 1054 code for a protein of 308 amino acids. The record is from RefSeq and is a predicted model, not a curated record.